GAGGCUGGCUCCCGGAUGAGUAGCCCGCCAAGCCGCCAAGCGAUUGUCUGUCCGGCGGCGGCGGCGGCGGCGGUGGAGGUGUCGACGAGACUCCAGCGGACAGGAGGGUCGCUGCAAGGCUUGAUUACUUUUUCCGCCAUCUAAAUGGAAGCGGGCGGCUUCGUGUCCCGGCGCACGUCGCUGGACUCGCCGGGCGUCGACGACCGGGUUGCAGGGGUCGCGACCGGGACAGACGUUCGAUGGCUGAGCGGCAGGCUGCUGGGCACCGCGGGGGGAUUCGUCGGGGUUUUACCCGCGAGGGUGACCGGAGAACCAGACUUUUCCCCGCCGUUGCGUCGACCCUCCGCGGAGUGCUCGACCGAGGCAGACGUGGACUAUGAGGGUCUCCCCCGGGGAGCUACCACCGGCACCCACAUGCUGGCCGGAGCCGUGGCUGGAAUCAUGGAGCACUGCCUCAUGUAUCCCAUUGACUGCGUGAAGACUCGCAUGCAGAGCUUGCUGCCAGAGCCAAACGCUCGCUACCGCAACGUGACGGACGCCCUGCGGCAGAUCGUGCGCACGGAGGGCGUCUGGCGCCCUAUCCGGGGCAUCAACGUGUUGGCGGUGGGCGCCGGCCCCGCCCACGCGCUCUACUUUACCUGCUACGAGCGCAUCAAGUUCACGCUGAGCAACGCCAUCCACCCUGGCGCCAACAGCCACUUUGCCAAUGGAGUGGCGGGCUGCAUGGCCACCGUCAUCCAUGACGCCAUGAUGAACCCAGCUGAAGUGGUGAAACAGCGCAUCCAGAUGUUUGACUCGCCAUACCGCGGCGUGCUAGACUGCAUGGGCACCAUGCUGCGCAAGGAGGGUCCGGCGGCCUUCUACCGUAGCUACACCACGCAGCUGACCAUGAACGUGCCCUUUCAGGCGCUCCACUUCAUGACCUACGAGUACCUGCAGGAGGUGCUCAACCCGCACAGACACUACAACCCCACCUCGCACGUGCUAUCGGGGGCGCUGGCCGGCGGGUUGGCCGCCGCCGUCACCACGCCGCUCGACGUCUGCAAGACGCUGCUGAACACCCAGGAAGUGGCCAGCGUGCACGUCCUUCAGGCCGACGUGGGCGGCUCGCCGGCAGCCCGCCACAUCUCCGGGCUGGGCGAGGCCUUUCGGACGGUGUACCGCGUGGGCGGCGCGGCGGCCUUCUUCAAAGGCGUGCAGGCCCGCGUUAUCUACCAGAUGCCCUCCACUGCCAUCAGUUGGUCCGUCUACGAAUUCUUCAAGUACGUCAUCACCAAGCGGCAGCACGAGCGACGCCUGCGCGGCGACCCCAACAAAUGAGCCAGUCGCAAGCGCCCGGGUCGAGAAGCGCAAUCAUUUUUCAAUGAAAAUGUUCUCCUUCCUUUGACAGAGUUGGCAAGCAGAUGGCGACAAGCACGAAUUAUGUAGUGGCAGUCAAUGAGAUGCGAACAUCCUCAAAACACUAAACAUGCAAGUUGUCAACAGAAAAUAUAGAAAGAAUCAAUUCUACUCAAGACAUAAUCUAACUGCAUGACAAGUGAUGGCAAACAUGCGACUACUAGCUUGAAUUCGGCCCAUUUUAUUAGGUCACUGUUAAAGUCCAAACCACAAUAAUAGAACUAAAAAGGCCUUUUGGCCUAAAUUAAAAUUGCGUGUCCAGCAGCUAGGUGCCGAAUCAUCACCUUGAAGUGUUCAAACUAAAUUAGAUAUUUUUUUUAUUAGCAUCUCUCUCUAACCUCCAAAUAAAACUCAUCAUAAACGCACAGUUACGCUUACCUUCAGUCAGCCGCCACGCAUCCAAACGCACAAGCAUUACUAUUCCCUAUGGAAGCCAUACAAGCAGUCUCGAGAUUCAUAACUAUAAUAUAUAUUUAAAUAAGCAGCACGCUAACUUGUCUUCUCCCAGGCUGUGCUCUGGGACGAUUUUGUUGUGCUUUGGAAACCAAAGAGGAGAACCACACCAGUAAAGUGUGUGAGAGAUGUCACCCUUUAAUGGGAAGGAAAUCAAAGCGACACCUGCUCUAUUUUUGUUUGCUUGUAAAUAAAGUCGCAAAAGGCAGCUCCUCGCAGAAGCAGGGUCUUCUCUUGGUGCACCAUGACACACCAA
Molecule: messenger RNA, 2107 nt
Organism: Phycodurus eques (leafy seadragon)
Lineage: Eukaryota; Metazoa; Chordata; Actinopteri; Syngnathiformes; Syngnathidae
Product: mitoferrin-2-like
Exons: 4
Coding region: 145-1320 (391 amino acids)
Biological process (GO): iron import into the mitochondrion
Cellular component (GO): mitochondrial membrane
Molecular function (GO): ferrous iron transmembrane transporter activity
Source: RefSeq, a predicted model, not a curated record